Messenger RNA from Pseudozyma flocculosa PF-1, 3045 nucleotides. RefSeq lists its product as uncharacterized. The transcript is spliced from 2 exons. Lineage: Eukaryota; Fungi; Basidiomycota; Ustilaginomycetes; Ustilaginales; Ustilaginaceae. Gene Ontology annotation, molecular function: heme binding; molybdenum ion binding; oxidoreductase activity. Bases 1 to 3045 code for a protein of 1014 amino acids. The record is from RefSeq and is a predicted model, not a curated record.
AUGCAAUCCUCGACGCCUUCCUCGUCGGCAUCGUCGAUCCGCGGGCGGGAAUUCGACGCUUCGUCGAGCUCCUCGUCGUCGUCGACCUCGCACCUCACAACGCCAGAGCCCUCGAGCCCUAUCCUCGAGCCAAAAGACCAUGCGGAGCUCGUCACGGUCGACCCAUUCGCGCCUCGGCCCGUGUACGACGAGACCGUGCUCCCCAAGAUACCCCAGACCGAGGCCGUACAGCCGCUCGCCGCAGACGCCAACACGCCAGACGGCUGGAUCCCACGAGACGAGCGCCUGAUCCGCCUGACGGGCAAGCAUCCCUUCAACACCGAGCCGCCACUGGCGACGCUGUUCAACAAGGGCUUCCUAACGCCGCAGAACCUCUUCUACGUCCGCAGCCACGGCGACACGCCGCGCGUCACGGCCCACCAGGCCGCCGAGUGGAAGCUGCGGGUCCACGGCCUCGUCGAGAACGAGUUCACAUUCAGCAUCCAGGAUCUCAAGGACAAGUUCGCCACCGUCACGCUGCCCAUCACGCUCGUCUGCGCCGGCAAUCGGCGCAAGGAGCAGAACAUGGUCGCCAAGGGUCUGGGCUUCAACUGGGGCGCGGCGGGCGUCUCGACAGGCCUCUUCACCGGCGUCUACCUUGCCGACGUGCUCGAGUACUGCCGGCCCAAGAACCCGCUCUACUCGUCGUUCCCAUCCUACGACACCCCCGUGCCCGGCCGAGCGCGCCACGUCGUCUUCGAGGGCGCCGAUCAGCUGCCCAAGGGCAAUUACGGCACCUCGCAACGCCUGCACUGGUGCACGGAUCGCUCCAAGGGCAUGCUGCUCGCCUGGGGCAUGAACGGCGAGGACCUCAGUCCGGACCACGGCUACCCGCUGCGCCUCGUCGUUCCCGGUCAGAUCGGAGGCAGGAUGGUCAAGUGGCUCAACCGCAUCGAGGUCUCGGACCGCGAGUCGCAGCACCACCUGCACUUCUUCGACAACAAGCUACUCCCCACCGAGGUCUCGGCCGACCAGGCGCGCAACGAGGACAAGUGGUGGUACGACCCCAAGUACAUCAUCAACGAGCUCAACGUCAACGCCGCCGUCUGCUCGCCGGAUCACGAGGAGGUGGUGCACUUGCGGGAGAGCGAUGACGAUGCCGAGCAGCAGGCGUCGCCGCCGCCGCCGCCGCAAAUGCUGCCGAUACAGGGCUACGCCUACACGGGCGGCGGGCGUCGCAUCACCCGCGUCGAAGUGUCGCUCGACGACGGCAAGUCGUGGAAGCUGGCCGAGGUCGACUACCCCGAGGACCUCUACCGCAUGUUUCCCGUCCAGGGCCACCCGUACUUUGGCACGCUCGACCUGAGCCAGACCGAGAUGAGCUUCUCGUGGUGCUUCUGGCGCCUCGACGUCGAGCUGCGCCGGCAGAUUAUCGACGACGACGUCCGCGUCAUCUCGGUGCGCGCCAUGGACGAGAGUCUGCAGACCAUGCCGCGCGACAUGUAUUGGAACGCCACCUCGAUGAUGAACUCGUGGUGGUUCCGCGUCGCCGUCCACCGCAGCGAGGACGGCAAGAGCGUCCGUUUCGAGCACCCCACCCUCGCCGGCAACGCACCUGGCGGGUGGAUGCAGCGGCUUAACGAGGCCGGCGCCAGUUCACGCUACCCUGUCUUCGGAGACGCCUCGACGUCGGCCGAAGCAGCAGGCAGCGUUGCGGGCGCCAAAGAAUCGACGGCGGCAGUGGCGGCCGACGGCAAGGCUGCGAAGCCGGCGCUCGACAUCGCCGCUCUCAUGACGGACCCUGCCAAGGCCAGCCGUACCGUCUCGGCCGCCGAGUUCGCCCAGCACUCAGAUCCAGAAGGUGCGGAGCCUUGGUUCGUCGUCAACGGCGAAGUGUACGAAGGUACGGGCUUCCUCAAGGACCAUCCCGGCGGCGACCAGAGCAUCCGCCUCGUAGCGGGCGACGAUGCCACCGAGGAUUUCAUGGCGAUUCACUCGAUCGACGCCAAGAAGAUGAUGCGCGACUUCCACCUCGGGCGUCUCGAGGCCUUGACAGCGGACGAGAGGACGGUCGACGGGCUGGCGAAAGAGGAAGAGGCCGAGGAGGAAUCUUCGAGGCCGUUCCUGGAGCCGAAGCGCUGGAAGAAGACGAGGUUGGUGAGCAAGACGAUCGUCUCGCCGGACUCGCGCAUCUUCCGCUUCGCGCUGGGCCACGAGGCGCAGAGGUGCGGCCUCCCCGUCGGCCAGCACGUCUUCCUCCGCGUCAAGCGCCGCAACCCGGCCACGGGCGAGAUCGAGACGAUCCAGCGUGCCUACACGCCGUACAGCGGCGACGAGCAGCUCGGCUUCCUCGACAUCCUGAUCAAGGUCUACUUCCCCCCGACGGUCCCGCCGCCCAGCAGCGACGGCGACGCGUUCGCGGGCGGCAAGAUGACCAUGGCGCUCGAGACGAUCCCGCUGGACGGCGGCGCGGGCGACGGCGAGGGCGACGGCGAGGACCCGGUGACGAUCGAGCUCAAGGGCCCAUUGGGUUCGUUCACGUACCUCGGCGACGCCCGCAUCCGGUGGAAGCCGAGCGAUCGCGUCCGCACGGUGCGCAGGCUGGCCAUGAUCGCGGGCGGUAGCGGCAUCACGCCCAUCUGGAGCACGCUCAAGGCCAUCGCCGACGAGUACCUGCUGGCCAAGACGGCGGGGAGCGCGGCGGCGCUGCGGCCGCUCGACAUCUCGCUCGUCUACGGCAACCGCACCGAGGUCGACAUCCUGGCGCGCACCGAGCUGCAGAAGCUCGACAUCUUGGACGGCCGCCUGACGAUCUCGCACUACCUCAGCAACGCCACCGACCAGUGGACCGGGCCGCGUGGCCGCGUCGACCUCGCCGCGCUCGAGGCCCACCUGCCGCCCGCGCCCCGGCGGACCGGCGAGGGCGAGGGCGAGGGCGAGGGCGAGGGCGACGAGCUCGAAGACACGCUCGCCCUCGUCUGCGGCCCGCCGCCGAUGGAAAAGGCGGUCAGGCAGUCGCUCGCCGCGCUCGGGUGGGACGUCGAGCGCACCGUCGUCUUCUUCUAG